UCAAAGAUUCGAGUCAGUUUACCGAAAGUGAAAGUGUUUCUCAUCCUCGACUCUAUUAUUAAGGAGCGGUUGGAAAAACACAAAGAUGUUCAACAGCAGCCAGAAGCGGUGAGAUUCAUGUCCAACAACAAGCAGUGCUGAAAAAAAAGUGGAAGAGAUCUGCAUCUUCAGGACUCUGUGUGUACACGAGCAUUGAAAAAUGGAGAUCCCUGAUCAGGGGACAGAUCAUGUGACCUCACCCUCAAAAGACUGUAAAGGAAAGAGCAGGAGAUCACAAUCAGCAGGACCCAGCUGUGUCUCCAUGAAGAGUGAUGGGUCUAUGGAUCAUCCUCUCUACUUCAGUAAUGAAAACCCCUCACCUGUACACAGUAAAGGAAAGAUAGAGAGAUCACACUCAGCAGUGCCCAGCUGUGUCUCCAUGAAGAGUGAUGGGUCUAUGAGUCCUCCUCUCAGCUUCAGAACUGGAAUCUCCUCACCUGUACACAGUGUUCUACAGGAGGCAGGAGACAGAAGAGAGAAGAACAUAAUCACAGCUACAGGACACGACCCAGAAUCCACUGCUGCAGAUGAAUUCCAGAAGAAGUUCAAGAACAAUCUGAUGAAGAAGUUUCAGUGUUUGAAUGGAUUGAUGCUAAAGCAGGAAAACCGAACACUCCUGAAUGAGAUCUACACAGAGCUCUACAUCACAGAGGGAGACAGUGGAGACGUCAAUAAAGAACAUGAGGUGAAACAGAUCGAGGCAGCAUCCAGGAGGAACCCAACUGAGGACACACCAAUUAAAUGCAGUGACAUCUUUAAACCCCUACCUGAACAAGACAAAGCCAUCAGGAGAGUUCUGACAAAACUCUUAUCUGAACAAGAUGAAGAACCCAUCAGGAACAUUGUGACUAAGGGAGUAGCUGGAAUUGGAAAAACAGUCUCUGUGCAGAAGUUUGUUCUGGACUGGGCUGAAGGGAAAACAAAUCAGGACAUCCACCUCAUAUUCCCACUUCCUUUCAGAGAGCUGAAUUUGAUGAAGGAGCAGAAACUGAGUCUGGUGGAGCUCCUUCAUGUGUUUUUUAAGGAGAUGAAAGGAAUGGACAUUUCCAGGUUGGAGAAGGUUCUGUUCAUAUUUGAUGGUUUGGAUGAGUGUCGUUUUCCUCUGGAUUUCCAGAAGACAGUGAGAGUGUGUGAUGUAACUGAAUCAGCACCAGUGCAUGUGCUGCUGAUAAACCUGAUCAAAGGGAACCUGCUUCCCUCUGCUUUCAUCUGGAUCACCUCCAGACCAGCAGCAGCUGAUCAAAUCCCCUCUGAGUGUGUCCAUCGAGUCACAGAGGUACGAGGGUUCAAUGACCCUCAGAAGGAGGAGUACUUCAGGAAGAGGAUCAGUGAUCAGAACCUGGCCAAUAAGAUCAUCACACACCUGAAGUCAUUAAGAAGCCUCUACAUCAUGUGCCACAUCCCAGUGUUCUGCUGGAUUUCAGCUGCUGUUCUAGAGAGAAUGUUGGGUGAAGCAGAGAGUGGAGAGAUCCCCAAGACCCUGACUCAAAUGUACACACACUUCCUCAUCAUUCAGACCAACAUCAUAAGAGAGAAGUACCUACAGAAGCAGGAGAGCGAUGAAGAAAUGCUUCUCAAACUGGGAAAACUGGCUUUCCAGCAGCUGGAGAAACUAAACCUGAUCUUCUAUGAGGAAGACCUGAGAGAGUGUGACAUUGAUGUGACAGAAGCAGCAGUGUAUUCAGGUGUGUGUACGCAGAUCUUCAGAGAGGAGUUUGGGCUUCACCAGAGUAAAGUGUACUGCUUUGUUCAUCUGAGCAUUCAGGAACAUCUCGCAGCUCUGUAUGUGCACCUGACCUUCAUGAAGGAACAGAAAAAUGUUCUUCAACAGAAUCAGAAUCAUCUCUAUUUUGAUGAUACACUUUCAGAUGUUCACAGGAGUGCUGUAGAUAAGGCUUUAUACAGUCAGACUGGACAUCUGGAUCUUUUCCUUCGCUUUCUUCUGGGUCUCUCACUCGAGUCCAAUCAGAAACUUCUACAUUCCUUAGUAACACAGACAGGAAGUAGCUCCAUGAACAAAGAGGAAACAGUUCAGUACAUCAAGAAGAAGAUCAGUGAAGAUCAUCCUGCAGAGAAAUCCAUCAAUCUGUUCCACUGUCUGAAUGAACUGGGUGAUGAUUCUCUAGUGGAGGAAAUCCAGCAGUAUCUGAAAUCUGGAGCACAAAGUGAACUUUCUCCUUCACAGUUGUCUGCUCUGGUGUUUGUGUUACUGACAUCAGCACAGGAUCUGGAGGAAUUUGACCUGAAUAAAUACAUCACUCCAGAUAAGAUCAGAGAUGAGAUUCUUGUGAGAGUGAUGCCUGUGAUUGCAGCAUCCAGAAAAGCAAUGUUGUGGUGUUGUGGAGUAUCAGAUGAAGGCUGUGCUGCUCUCGCUUCAGCUCUGAGAUCAAACCCCUCACACCUGAGAGAACUGGAUCUGUCUGGGAAUAAAGUAGGAGACUCAGGAGUGAAGUGUCUCUCUGCUGUACUGGAGAAUCCUCACUGUAAACUGGAGAUACUGAGGUUGUGUGAUUGUGGAGUAUCAGAUGAAGGCUGUGCUGCUCUCGCUUCAGCUCUGAGAUCAAACCCCUCACACCUGAGAGAACUGGAUCUGUCUCUGAAUAAUGUAGGAGACUCAGGAGUGAAGGUUCUCUCUGACCUGAAGGAUGAUGGACAUUACAAACUACAGACACUGAAGUCUAAAGGUUUACCAGGUACAUCAACAGAACAUUUUGAGAAGACAACUGAGGAAUUUGUACAAAUUAGAUCAACAUCUACACAAAGCCCUAACCCUGUACAGGGGCACUCAGGGGAAACAGACGUGUUUACUCCUGAAUUAGGUAAAGACCACCAUGAGGACUGGAACAGUGGAUACAGAUACUACAGGUUUCAUUGUUCUGGUGCUGGGCAGUUUCAGUGUAAAUACACCAACCUUGUGUUUGAAAUGAAGGAGAAAGCUGAAGUGUUGUACAGUAUAGUGUCCUGGGGCAGUGUUCAGUUAGACGGCAUUGGACAGAUGCAGCCUGCAGGACCCCUGUACAACAUCGACUGCUCCGAGGGGUCAAUGUGUAAACUACACCUCCCUCACUGUGAGAUAAAUUCUGAUAAAAUUCAGACUGAACUGGCUGUGGCACAUUUCUCUGAUGGAAAUGUGGAGAUCAUUCAACCUCUGAAAGUAACAGAACAUGUGAUCAUAGACAUAAAAAAUCUCUCUCUCUUUGGACUCCUAAUGAAAAUAUUUUUCGAGGACAAACCGAUCAAGGCGCAGGUCCUUCUCUUCUACAAAGAAAUCCCUGGAAGGACAAAGAAGAGAAAGCUGCACAUGCACUUAUUGCCCCAUAAUGUUCCAGUUAUAGAGGUGCAGAAUCAAUUUCAGCACAACAUGUACGUUGAAAGCAGUUCCACUUGUCAGCUGGUCCCUAGAAAACCAUACAAGCCACGCUGUGAGCAUUAUAAAUGUCAGCCGCAGACUGAGAUAUUUGAGCUUGACUCUGCCCCCAACUAUCACCCCACAUUUGAGGUGAUACUUCCUGAUGAAGCUGAAGAACUCACACUGGGACUUUUGGAUGAACAUGACGAGGAGGUGUGGGCGUCUCGCCAGGUCUUUCUUACAGGUUACAAGAGAGAAGAAGCCAAUUCACCCCAAAUGGUAAAAACAGCUGCUGACUUUGUGGAUAAACACAGAGACAUUCUGAUACAGAAAGUUUCUUCAGUAAUGGAGAUUGCAGAUGGUCUCCUAUCCAAGGAAAUGAUUAAUGAUGAACUGUACAGUAUAAUCAGUGCAGCAGCUACAUCACAGGAGAAAAUGAGAAUCUUGUACACCAACUGCCUCACCUUCAGAGCUGUGAAAGAAGAAUUUUAUACAAUUCUAAAGAAGAAAAAUCCUCACUUAGUAGAUGAGCUGGAGAAUGGGUCAAGCAAUGCUUAGAGGAACCUCAAAGAGAAAGUGGUAGCUCAGUUAUUAAGGUUCUAGCUUACCCAGUAUCACCAAGUUGCCACUUUUGGGGCAUUAAACAUCUGUGCUCCAGUGGUGCUGUCUCAUCGCUUUUCAACAUCACUGGGAUAUGCGAAGAAAGAAUUUACAUGUGCUGUAAUGUACAGGUGACUAAUAAAAAAUCUAAAGAAAA
This is a messenger RNA of Silurus meridionalis, 4145 nucleotides long. RefSeq names its product NACHT, LRR and PYD domains-containing protein 1-like. The record is from RefSeq and is a predicted model, not a curated record. Gene Ontology annotation, molecular function: protein binding. NCBI's taxonomy places the organism in Eukaryota, Metazoa, Chordata, Actinopteri, Siluriformes, Siluridae. Gene Ontology annotation, biological process: innate immune response; regulation of apoptotic process; inflammatory response.